Pelobates cultripes (western spadefoot toad) is the source of this 310-nucleotide messenger RNA. NCBI's taxonomy places the organism in Eukaryota, Metazoa, Chordata, Amphibia, Anura, Pelobatidae. The record is from the annotation of a GenBank genome assembly.
GGAUUUCUCUCUGGGCUCGGGGGCCUCGUGGGGCUGGUCGUUUGCCGCCUCCCCCGACCCUCGGGACCGCGGAGUACGUCUCCAGCGGUCCCGCCUUAUUUUUUCUGCCUCUGGUCGUGGGGCGCUCACCUACAAGCGCUGUACCGCCGACCGGAGCCUCCUCCACGUGGCCGCUGUUCACGGCUGUGAUCUCGCGGACCGCGUGUGUCCGCCGAGUGGAGGAGGGAGCACUACUCUCACGCUCCCUCCCCCUACCCGUUCUCAUACUUACUGCUGUCAGCAUCCUCCAAGGGGUUCCCCAGCCGUUUAG